AAUCAUCCAUUCUUGUGCUAAAAACCUGAAUGCCAUGUUUUAUAGUAUCAGUCUUGAUCAAAAGAAUUUGAAAAAAACUCUUUGGUUUCCUUAGUUUGAGUAUAAACACAUUUUCUUUUACGUAAAAUUCUACAUUACAUAACUGAAGAUGAGUGAUGAUCCAGCAGUACCUCUAUUGGUGCCAUCAAACCCCAGUAAUGUUUUCAAUAACCCUUAUAAUGUUGGUCUUUUAGGAGGAUCAAUUGUUGGUGUGUUAUCUGGGUAUGUGUUUAGCCGACAUUUCUACCCUUUAGUGCGAAGAGUAUUCAGUGCUGUUUACACAGGACACACAAAACUUGCACUUGUUGUCAAUGCAGAUCUUCAUAUGUCCAAAGGCAAGAUUGCCAGCCAAUGUAGCCAUGCAAGUGUGAUGGCUUACAAACGUAUGCGUUCACCGCUCCAAUCCGUUCGUUAUGGAAGCGGGCUACUUACGUCCUGGGAUUUGAAUGGACAAGCUAAAGUCGUUCUCAGGGCAGAGAAUCUUCAAGUGAUGAAGAAGCUGGAACAAAUGGCGCGUGAGAAGAACAUACCAGUGCACAAGGUGCAUGACGCAGGCCGCACGGAGAUUCCUGAAGGGAGUUUGACUGUAAUGGGUUUAGGGCCUGCACCGAUUUUCCUCAUUGAUCAAGUCACUGGGCACUUACGACUUCUAUGAGCUUAUAUCUGCCUUAUGAUACAUUGAACAUGAAGCGAAUGUCUUCAAGUAAAGUAUUUCUUUGUCAAUUGUAACGUAUCUUCACUCUGUUUCCCAAUGCUGCUUGUCACAUAAAAAAAUGUAAUUAACACUCAUCUUUCAUGCAUACUACCUGGGCCGACAGGGGCUCCGUGCAUUCAUGACCAGGUUGUAAUAUUUCUAGCCAAUUGCUUGUCCACAACCCUGACGUCUUCAGUCACAGUGUGACAUUUGGUAGUUUCUGUAAAUACAAGUGUUUUUGUUA
Hyalella azteca is the source of this 977-nucleotide messenger RNA. RefSeq names its product peptidyl-tRNA hydrolase 2, mitochondrial. Gene Ontology annotation, molecular function: peptidyl-tRNA hydrolase activity. NCBI's taxonomy places the organism in Eukaryota, Metazoa, Arthropoda, Malacostraca, Amphipoda, Hyalellidae. Gene Ontology annotation, cellular component: mitochondrion; cytosol. The transcript has 3 exons. The record is from RefSeq and is a predicted model, not a curated record. The coding region runs from base 149 to 694 and encodes 181 amino acids.